This is a messenger RNA of Prosopis cineraria, 1345 nucleotides long. Its product is annotated as transcription initiation factor TFIID subunit 14b. The transcript is spliced from 6 exons. Gene Ontology annotation, biological process: regulation of DNA-templated transcription. Bases 209 to 1030 code for a protein of 273 amino acids. NCBI's taxonomy places the organism in Eukaryota, Viridiplantae, Streptophyta, Magnoliopsida, Fabales, Fabaceae. The record is from RefSeq and is a predicted model, not a curated record.
AGGAAAAGGCCAAUGACUUGAAUGCCCUUAAUGGCAGCUUUGAUUAUCCCCUGCGUCGGUGAUCAGAACAGCUCUUCAUAAAACCAUUCCUCUGUCAAACGACAUCGUAAAGACGAUGAACCAUUCAUUGUAAUUUUGGCGGACAAUCAAACCCUAGGAUUUCUUAUCCAGAUUCAGCUUCGAUUUCUCAGUCGAACCUGUAAUUGAUAUGACCAUCAGCUCAUCUACGAAAAAGCACGGUCAAGAUCAGCCUGAAAUUAGUGGCCCCACUCCCAAAUCACAUCGAACCAAAAUGGGCAAAUCCGAAGACAAUGAGAAAAAGAACUUGGGUAAGAAACUCAAAGAUGUCGAAAUAAGCGUUCCAAUAGUGUAUGGUAACAUCGCAUUCUGGCUGGGCAAGAAGGCAAGCGAGUAUCAAUCACAUAAAUGGACUGUAUAUGUUCGCGGAGCAACCAAUGAGGACCUUGGAGUGAUCAUAAAGCGUGCUGUUUUUCAGCUGCAUUCUAGUUUCAACAAUCCAACAAGGGUUGUGGAGUCACCUCCUUUUGAGUUGUCAGAGUCAGGAUGGGGUGAAUUUGAAGUUGCCAUCACACUUCAUUUCCACAGCGAUGUUUGUGACAAGCCUUUGAACUUAUAUCAUCACCUGAAGUUAUAUCCAGAGGAUGAGAACAGUUCCAUGUCAACAAAAAAGCCUGUUGUUGUGGAAUUAUACGAUGAGAUAGUUUUCCCUGAUCCUUCUGAGGCUUUUUUAGCGCGUUUGCAAAACCAUCCAGUAGUGAAUUUUCCAAGAUUGCCUGCUGGAAUAACCUUACCUCAUCCAAUACCUAUUGAGGAUGCAAGUAAAAGGAGGAGAGGUGAUACUAAAGAUCAUCCACUAACCCAAUGGUUCACAAAUUUCUCUGAAGCAGAUGAGCUCUUACAGCUUGCUGCAGCUCGUCAGCAGGUUCAAGCUCAUAUUGCUAAACUCAGACGACAGAUAAGUUUGAUAGAUGGGCAGCAUCAGCAGUUCAAAUCUUCCUCUGACCAGUAGAUGUACACAACUAGGACUCGAGAUUUUCUUUUGAUUGGCUAGCAGAUAAGCACUAUAAUCGAAGGAUGGGAUGAUUAUGUACCUGGUCAGCAGGUUGUCUCCAAAUUUAUUUUCCCCUUGUCUGCGCGAUGUUGUAAUUUUUCCCCUUGUCUCCCACCUAGAACAAAAGAAGGCCAAUUGUGCAUAAUUUAAUUGUAGAAGAAUAGAAAUUGUACCCUUCAUCUUCUAUUACGUUAGCUAUAUACAUUUAUUGUAGUAAUUAUCCCAUUGUGUGGGGCAAAGAAGUGUCCCGCUGGGAGAGACGGUUCUUUUGAA